AUGCCAUCCCUGUGUAUUAUUUCUGUUUACGGUGACAGCUUUCGUAACCAUACUCUGAAGGCGGAUGUCGAUGGCUUUUUGCUUGAAGAUUUAAAUAUGACAGCACAAAAUCAUGAUGAGAACGCUCCUCUUUUAGGAGAUGUUAGUGAUAACUUUUCUCCUGAUUCAUAUUCACCACUUGUAAACGAAAUACAUAACGAUUCAGACUUCAAAAAUGUUUUACAAAGUGCUCUUCAAGCUAUUGAGUCUGGAAUAUUGCCCGAGAGAAUUUAUCAAGGGUCAAGUGGAAGUUACUUUGUUAAGAAUGCUAAUGGAGAGAAAAUUGCAGUAUUCAAACCGAAGGAUGAAGAGCCCUAUGGCAAGCUUAACCCGAAAUGGACCAAAUGGAUGCAUAAACACUGCUGCCCUUGCUGUUUUGGUCGAUCAUGUUUGGUUCCAAAUCAAGGUUACCUUUCAGAGGCUGGUGCCAGUCUUGUAGAUCAGAGACUACGGCUCAAUAUUGUUCCUAGAACAAGAGUUGUUCGUUUAGUAAGCGAAAGCUUCAACUACAGCACAGUUGAUCGCGCAAAAUCUAGGACUAAACAACACUUUGCUUCACGGUUCCCCGAGUUAGGUCGUCAUUUCAACCGUCUUGGGCUUCCUCCAAAAAUUGGAUCUUUCCAGAUUUUUGUUUCUGGUUGUCGAGAUGCUGACUAUUGGCUUCGUCAUUUCGAUAAUGAAUCACUUCCUAAGCCUACAGCUUCAGAAUUCCGAUUUCAGUUUGAAAAACUUGUUAUACUUGAUUAUCUAAUUCGGAAUACAGAUCGUGGGAAUGAUAACUGGCUUAUUCGUUAUCAAAGUUCAGAACUGAAGGAAGAUACAGAUGAGACCAAUAAAGAUGAUUGGGGUGUUGUUGAUAUGCCAAAAAUAGAAUUAUUUGCAAUCGAUAACGGUUUGUCUUUUCCAUUCAAACACCCAGAUGAAUGGAGAGCAUAUCCUUUCUAUUGGGCUUGGCUUCCUAUGGCUAAAGAGCCAUUUUCAGAUGCGAUUAAAGAAGCUGUUCUUCCAUUAUUAUCUGACAUGCACUUCAUCAAUAGUCUAGUUCGUGAUCUUCAUAAUUUGUUCAAAGUGGAUCCAGGUUUCGACUUAUCUACUUUUCAUAAACAAAUGUCCGUUUUACGUGGUCAGGUUGUGAAUUUAGUCGCAGCUCUACGGGAUUCAAAAAGCCCGUACGAUCUUGUACGAAUGCCAGUACUAACUUUAGAGUUGUCCACUAAAAAGCGUUCUACAAGACAUAAUUGGCCACAUCGACGGUUAGCAGCUGGUUUCGCUCAAAAUGAAAAUGUACCUGAAAUUUCUACAUAUCGCAAUAAUUAUAAUAAUCUUACAAUUGAUGUCAAUCCUACAAAUAGUGUACAGACUAAUCAAGAUUCAGUAUUCACUGAAAAUCAGACAAAUAACUUAGUCGAUUGUGAUAAUAUAAUAAAUCUUGAUAGCUGUCAACCAGAUGUAAAUUCAAGACAUACACAUGAGAUUGAUAUUGUUUCUACUGCUACUGGUAGUGGAGGUGUUAAUGACGAUGAUGAUGAUGCAUUGGAGCAUGGACUAGUUGCUUUACCAACUUUUAGAAGUAAACAAAUUAUGUUGAAUAAUAAUAAUGACAGUAAACAGACUGAAGUGGAUCUAGCCGACAGUGCUGGUGAUGA
Molecule: messenger RNA, 1685 nt
Organism: Schistosoma guineensis
Lineage: Eukaryota; Metazoa; Platyhelminthes; Trematoda; Strigeidida; Schistosomatidae
Source: the annotation of a GenBank genome assembly